AUGGGAGACCUGAGUUCAAUCCCUGGGUUGGAAAGAUCCCCUGGAGAAUGGAAUGGCAACCCACCCCAGUAUUCUAGCGUGGAGAAUCCCAUGGACAGAGCGGCCUGGUGGGCUACAGCCCAUGCGGUCACAAAAUGUUGGGACAUGACUGAGCGACUUUUACUUUUGGGGAGUUUGGGGGUUUUAAGGCAUGAGUCACCCACCUCCUUGCAUGGCCCUGCAAUAAACUUCUCUGUUCCUGACUCCCAACAUUUUGGUAUUGUUUGGCUUCUCCGUGCAUCUGGUGCAUGGAGUAACACUACCACUCAUCCUUCAAAAUCCCAUUCAUCGUUCAUAAAUCACAUCAUCCCUAAAGCCAUCUUGAAUUGCCCAUGA
Molecule: messenger RNA, 375 nt
Organism: Rangifer tarandus platyrhynchus (Svalbard reindeer)
Lineage: Eukaryota; Metazoa; Chordata; Mammalia; Artiodactyla; Cervidae
Source: the annotation of a GenBank genome assembly